Molecule: messenger RNA, 4631 nt
Organism: Scomber scombrus (Atlantic mackerel)
Lineage: Eukaryota; Metazoa; Chordata; Actinopteri; Scombriformes; Scombridae
Gene: selenoi
Product: selenoprotein I
Exons: 10
Biological process (GO): phosphatidylethanolamine biosynthetic process
Cellular component (GO): Golgi apparatus; endoplasmic reticulum membrane
Molecular function (GO): ethanolaminephosphotransferase activity
Source: RefSeq, a predicted model, not a curated record
CAGCGGCUGAGCUACAUGGUAUUUCGACUCGGCAGCUAACGUUUUGGGGGGAUUCAUAUUUCCAAAAAAGGAGGAGGAAUAUCCAUUUCUUUUCUAAUUGGUGGAGCCAGACUUGUACCAACAUGGCUCUCUAUGAAUAUGUCACCCAGGACCAGCUGGCGGGCUUCGACAAAUACAAGUACAGCGCAGUGGACUCGAAUCCCCUGUCUGUCUACGUCAUGCACCCUUUCUGGAACUUUGUGGUCAAGUUUCUACCGACGUGGCUGGCUCCAAAUCUCAUUACAUUCACAGGCUUCAUGUUCCUCGUGUUAAACUUCCUCAUGUUGGCCUUUUACGACUUUGACUUCAAUGCCUCAGCUGCAGGACAUGAACACGUGCCUAGCUUGGUCUGGGUUGCUGCAGGGAUUUUCAACUUCUUGGCCUAUACGCUCGACGGUGUUGAUGGUAAACAGGCACGGCGCACCAACUCCUCCACGCCACUCGGGGAGCUGUUUGACCAUGGGCUGGACAGCUGGGCCUGUAUCUUCUUUGUGGCCACUGUGUACUCCAUAUUUGGGCGUGGGGAGAGCGGCGUUGGUGUGGCCACACUGUAUUACAUCCUCUGGGUGGUGCUUUUCUCUUUCAUCCUAUCUCACUGGGAAAAAUAUAACACCGGCAUCUUGUUUCUGCCCUGGGGAUACGACGUCAGUCAAGUGACCAUCUCCCUCGUUUACUUGGUCACUGCCGUCGUCGGCGUAGAAACGUGGUACCAGCCGGUUCUGUUUCACUUCCUCUAUAGAGACCUUUUCACCUUCAUGAUCAUAGCCUGUUCCUUCACUGUGACCUUACCCAUGAGCCUCUACAAUGUCCUGAAGGCUCACCGCAGUAACACUCUGAAACACAGCAACUUGUAUGAAGCCUUCCUGCCCUUCCUUUCUCCCGUCCUCCUCUUUAUCUUAUCCACCAUUUGGGUGGUUUUCUCUCCAUCGAAUAUCCUCGAGCUGCAGCCCAGGAUCUUCUACCUCAUGGUGGGGACAGCCUUCGCUAACGUCACGUGUAAGCUCAUUGUGUGCCAGAUGAGUAACACACGUUGCCAGCCGCUGAGCUGGCUGUUGCUGCCCAUGACACCAGUGGUGUUGUUAGCGGUGACUGGAGUCGUCGCCAAUGAGACGCUACUGCUGUAUCUAUGGACAGCCGCUGUAAUACUAGCGCACAUACACUACGGCGUAUCAGUGGUUCAACAGCUCAGCAGCCACUUCAACAUCUUUGCCUUCUCCCUGAAGAAGGCCAACAGUGACUGACAGGAGGAGGAACGAAUCGGCUUGAAAGGAGCGGAGGUCUAGGCUCCUCCCCUCCUCGGCUUACCGACACUUCACUCUCAUCACCACGGAAACCGCAUCCCCUCCCCUCCAUCCAUGAGGAGGCUGCAAGUGGAACAGACUGUGGCCCUCUUUUCCACUGUCCCCAAACACAGACACACAAUACACACUCGCACACACAUUCCCAACCAACCUACCACCUCUGGACAAGGUGAUGGGGUGUGCCCAGGGGCUCUGGCUUCCAUCAUUGGUGAUUGGCCUACUUGGUUGAGCCAAUGAGGUGCAAUUGUUUCCUACGGAAAUGUGCUUCAGUCGUGAGGACAGGAGCCCAGACAAGCCAUUCAAACAUACACUGAUACAUCCAGUACAUUACUCUGCUUUAAUGCAGAUUCUUUAUAUCUCGUGGCAGGCAUUUCAAACACAGCCACACACACACACACACACACACACACACACACACACACACACACUUACACUCACACUCACAUAGUAUUAUGAAUGUAUAAUAUGCCUUGGGGAAACGCCAUGUCAGUUUUAUUAUAUAUAUUAACAGGAAUGCCUCAAGUAGUGUUGUUUCAAGCCUGAGUGAGCCUCUCGAGUUCUGGCCACAUGUGGCUCACACAUCCACAGCUGUGUCCAGAGUUUAAAGGUUCAGUCACCUUUUUAUCAUCGGACGAUUUGCAGCUGGAAGUCACGGUGAUAAAUGUUAAUAGCUAUAUAUAUACUGUAUAUGUUAAGGGGUUUGAGGCAUUUUAUUUUCAAACUGAAAUUAAUCUUUAAAAAAAAUGAUAACUCCUGUAAAACAUUGUAUAAAAUUCCCUCUAAUUAAUUUAACAUUUUGUGGUGACGACUGAGUAAACAGAGUUGGAUACUGACCAACCAGGGCAAGAAUUGACCAGGGUAACCUCUGAACUUUUGAACUCUACUAACCUCCCACUUUGACCUCUGUCUGAGCACUGGCCUCCCGGCUCGCCCUACUUUCUGAGGUGUCGUGUCUUCGCGCUGAUUCGUUCAGUUUUUUUAAGGUUUUGGGUUUUUUUUUUACAAAUAUUGGGGGGUGUUUGGUUUGGUUUUGUUUUGUUUUCUGUUGCCAUGGCAAAGGUGUGAGGUUCAGUCGCGCAGCGCUUGAAUGAAGAGUGUGUCCAAAAGCCGUACACGGAGCGGACUCACUCUGAGGGAACAAGCCGUCGCACAGGACACUGUAAAAACCACACUGCUGCUUGGCGCCGCACUCUCCUGCUCACACACAGAUAUUGAUAUCACACCUUUUAUACUGUCUGUUUUUAACUUUGUGUCUUGUUGCUUUUUUUUUUCGGGCUGUUAAACACUGUCUCUCUGUGUGAUUCAAGCUGUGUUUCAAUGGUGAAGGUGGUAUUAUAGCAGUGGCUACUUGGUCUCUCUUUAUUUUCACAACAGAGCCAAGUUAGACAAGACUGGGUUUACUUAUUAUCCGUGUGGCUUUUCAUCGCAAAAUUCAGAUUUUUCAUGUUACAACUUUGACACUUUGUCAGUGUGGUUGUAGUUUGGAGAAUGUGUGUUUGUCUGUGUGUGAUCUAACCAUUUCAAGUCCUUUUUAGCCUUGCUGUUGAAAAGCGAUUAGUGCAUGGACUCUCCCGUGCUUCAGUCUCCUGCAUCUUUUAACACAGGAUGUAGGAAAGCGCUAAGAGCCUCAGCUACACUUGAGAGUCUCACUUUGCCAUCAGAAUUACGUCUGAAUGAUCAAUCUGGGAAAAAGACUAAAGGAUAGAGUGUUCCAUGAGUCUGUCCUCCUCUUCACUGAUAUUUUAAACCUCAUUUCUCAACCAAACCAGACACACAAAAAAAAUCCACAGAGUGUGGUACGGCUCUGGUUUACAUGUCAUGUCUCAUUUUUACCUGUGGAAAAAACAGGUGGACUCAGUCAGCCGUAAACCACAGGUUUGAAUGUCUGGAUCAAAGUUUUUAUGAAGGAAAAAUGUUCAAAUUGCCCAGGAUAUGGACUAUUGGAAAAGCCCUGUAAUAAGUUCAAUGUGGAUUUAAAUGCCUUUCAGUUAUCUGUCUGAAUGUGAAGUCACAAUAAUCAUCUCAUUUAAGUUGUUACAGGUAAAGGUGAGGUUGUACCCAAUGACUGAAAGUCAGUAGGAAACGUUUUAGAUGCACAGAGGAUGUGAAAUGUAAAAAUCAACUUGGAUCUUCAGCUUUGCUUUCAGUUUUGCUUAUGCAUUUUUACCGAUGCUCCGCAGUUGUCCAAAGGUUUUGUACAUAAGCUGUUAUUGAGCAACUUGAAUAUUUAAACCACAGGCACAGCCUUGUACUGUAGUCUCCCUGCAGUACUAUUACGACUGGGAUAUCCAACUCUACUGCCAUUAUACCCAGCAAAGUAGCCCAGUUUUGGUAUCCGGUGUGUCUGUGCUUCAAGUGGAGAAAGCUUGUAUGCUGUUCUAAGCACACUAUCAGAGUUGAAUUGGGAGCCCCGCAUCUGUGACUUCGGAGACCAUAGAUUGUAGUGAAGUGACGAGAACUGUGACUGAGAUUUCACCACCAAAACGGUGAACUGUAUAUGCACUGUCUGGGUUCGUGCAGAUCCAUGUGUACAUGUCUGUUAAUGUAUGGGUGUAUACUCUUUAUGUGUGGAUAUCUGUGUAAAUACGUAUAUUAUUUCUCCAUUUUUAUUUUUUAAAACUACACAUCCGGUUGGCCAAUUUCUCUAAACAUGGUGCAGGUGAACUGGUAGACCAGCGAGUGACGCCUGCUGUCCAGGUAGCAGCUCUUAGAUCUGCCAGCACAGUUUUUAUGAACCGUUGUUGCUGCUGCUCCAACUGGCUUGAUUGGACCAUGCUCUGGGUCUUUUCUCUGGGAGAGUAGGGGACGAGCUCUGGGUGUGAAGAUCUCCACCUUGAGCUGCAGACACUACAAACAAUGCUAAACGCAAAGAGGGAUUUCAUAUAUUAACAGAAGAAAAAAUGUCAGCUGGUUGAGAAGAAAGUGCUCCAUUAAAGAAACAAAUAAAAAUCAGGAACAAAUGUUAAAGCAAGUCCAAUUUCUCUCAUCCAGCUGGCAUGUGAAUUCCUUUCUUUAGAAUUAUAAAUAAAAAUAAAAAAAAAUGUUCAUUGCAAAUUCUCUAUGGGCAUUUUUUAUAGUGUCUUCCUCUGCUUCACUCACCACUUUUUAGGAAAAAAAAAUAAUCUUAACCCCCCUGGAUCAAUGAACGGAGUUGUUCAAUCUGUGACUAAGUUGUUGUAUAAUGCUGCCCUGGCACACACUCCAGGGCGUUGGUGUGGCUACUUGUGAUGUUGUAUUUAACCAGUGAAAGGAAGGACUGUCCAGAAACAAAUAAAAGUGAAUUUUCAUUAA